AAAGAUCCAAUAAACCCAAUUUUUUGUAUGGUUGCAUUGCUUUUCCACUAUUUUUUUCCACCUGAGCGCUAUUAUCCUCUCAUACCUUAUAUUUUGCAAGCCCGCUACAAACCACAGAAUCAAGCUUGUUCGCGUUGGUUUUUUAUAAAGACCCACCCUCUUCUCUCAACACUCGGUGACCCGGUAGCACAUAAUAAUAUCGAUGGCAAAUACAAACAGCCAGCAGCAGCAGGGCCAGGCCCAACACCCAGGGGAUUACCUCCAACCACCUAUCGCAGAACUCUCGCGCAUGAGCAUGCAAAGCGCGCAAUCAGCACUAGACACGAUUACUACGAUGUCGCGUUGGCUGCCACCAACGCCAGCGCAUACCCACAGCCGGCCGUACCACACACGAGCAACGUCCAAAACAAUGUACAUCUGGCAAACGGUCCAAACAAUGCCGAGUUCGGGGCAGAUGUCAGUAGCGGGUUUGACGACCAGGGCUACAGCCACUACCAAAACGUCAACCCGAACGCCCCCGCGGGCGGCCAGUACCCCGAUGCCAGCAACAAAUACCAGGCGAACCCUGCGCUAAUGUGGACAGCAGCGCGUCGAGUAUCGACGAGGGCAGCCUGGAUAGCAACGACCUGAUGGGCGACAAUGUGCCAAUAGUAUCGGCCUGCACCAGUCCCUAUCACAGCCCAAGCUGACGGGGAAAACUAGCAUGGAAUAUGUACCGCAACCACGUCCUCGUGUCCGCCCAGGACGCUCGAGCCUGGGACCGAGCAACGGGGCUGAUCCCAACCCAUUUUUGACUUACUCGCGCAACUCGAUAUAUUCGAGCUCGCAGACCUCGCUGGGCCGCAACAGCAUGUACGGCCUGAACAGCGCAACGAACAAGCGCAUGUCGCGCACCCUGGUCGCUGGAAAUAAUGGACUGGACAUGUACCGCGAAGCAGCCAAAAAGACGCAGGAUGAGCGGAUCCAGUUAGAAUAUGCAAAGUUCCUGAUUCAGUCGAUUGAGAACCUGGAGGACCCAUUG
Kickxella alabastrina is the source of this 1021-nucleotide messenger RNA. RefSeq lists its product as uncharacterized. The transcript has 2 exons. The coding region runs from base 28 to 630 and encodes 200 amino acids. NCBI's taxonomy places the organism in Eukaryota, Fungi, Kickxellomycota, Kickxellomycetes, Kickxellales, Kickxellaceae. The record is from RefSeq and is a predicted model, not a curated record.